Mercurialis annua (annual mercury) is the source of this 1131-nucleotide messenger RNA. Its product is annotated as basic leucine zipper 43. The coding region runs from base 320 to 874 and encodes 184 amino acids. Gene Ontology annotation, molecular function: DNA-binding transcription factor activity. Gene Ontology annotation, biological process: regulation of DNA-templated transcription. Lineage: Eukaryota; Viridiplantae; Streptophyta; Magnoliopsida; Malpighiales; Euphorbiaceae. The transcript is spliced from 2 exons. The record is from RefSeq and is a predicted model, not a curated record.
UAUCCCAUUUUCUGCACUUACAUUAAUUGCCAGAUGAUGCUGACAUUAAGAAGUAGCUCCAAAAUGUAAAGCUAUCUAUCUAAAAUGCGAGUAUUGGUAGCUCAAUUGGAUAAAUAUGACAUUAAGAUUUUGCUUUUAAUGAAUGAUUUCAUGCACACCAACCCACUUAAUUACAUGUUAAUAGAGAUUAGUUUACUUGCAUAACAAUUAAACUUUCUUUCUCUCCCUCUAUACCGUCAAUCGAUCUUUAAAACCCGAGUUCUCUGAUCGAAAUUCCUUCUUUACUUCUUCUUGCUUUGCUGAAGCUCAUUCUAUAGUCAUGGAGCCGCAGGAAAUAAAGGGUUUUCAUUAUUAUGCAAAUUCUUCAUUUCAAAAUCUUCUAUCUUUAUCUCCUGCGGAAACCAACACUCUAUCUUACGCAAAUUUAUCUCAAAAUUUAGAAUCGAGCUCUAGUUUUUUCCACAGAUCAUUCCCAUCCAACUCUCCGAUCUAUUUCUCAGAUCAUACUUUGUCUCCAAAUACGUCACCUCUCAGUACAGACUCUACUCUGUUUGAAACGAGUGACCACCAACUAAGUUUGAUCUCUCAUGAGAAAAAACUUAAGAGGAUAAUCUCCAAUAGGGAAUCUGCUCGAAGAUCACGUAUACGUAAGAAAAGGCAAAUUGAAGAGCUUGAAUGUCAGGUUAAUAAUCUCCGAACCAUGAACCAUCAGCUCUCGGAGAAGGUUAUUCAGUUGUUGGAGAACAACCAGCAAAUCCUCCAAGAGAAUUCUCAGCUUAAAGAGAAAAUUUCUUCUCUUCAGCUCGUUAUAUCCGACUUUCUCAUGCCUAUGCGAAAUGUUGGAUGCGACAACAUCCGCCAUAGAGGAGGCUAGCCCAGAAAAGAAGGGAGCUUCAAAUAAUUUCAUUCAGUUAUAGUUUAGGGAUGCAAAUUCAUUGACAGAAACUUGCUAUCCGUUGGAACAAGAAAUCCUCCCUAAAUAGAAGCAAAUGUAGCUAUGAUGUAACAUAAAUUUUAUGGCGUAUGAUAAUUUCUAACCACAUAUAGUAUAAUUCUGCAAAUGUGCCUCAGGCAAGGUUGAAAAUCAACCUAUCAAACCUGCUAUUAUGCACCUACAACUACUAUUUUUAC